UUUGUUUUGGAAGUUGAUUCUAAUGUCGAUGGGUAGUUUCACCCUUAAUGUUUAAUCUCACCGAAAAACUAUUCUUUAAGAAGAUAACAGGGCAAAGUAACCAAUUGCCGGCCAGUGAUGCAGCGUUGGAGCGAGCCGUACUCGAUGAUACGUUCUUUUUUCUGUGUGGAGUUAAUACAUGCAACAUAAAGUACCACGAUGACACGGACAUCCUUGUAAAUCCUGCGUACACAAACGCGAACGUCCUAAAAGCAAUCAGGAAGCUCGGCUUGCAGGUAAAGUCGUUUGAAAAAUAUGUUUUUGAGAAUGAGUACUGUAGUGAUUCGCUUAAGCGCAUUCUAUCCGAUGCAAUAGAAAGGAAACUCGAUCAGUUUCGGCUCUUUCUUGUUUCACAUAGGGGGAAGGUGCAAAGCAUCGAGGAUCUUUUGGUAAAGCUAUCCGAUCAUAUUGACCUGUUCAAUGAAAUAGAGCGAAUUGUUGGUAUAGUACACGAAAAAAAUGGUGAUGAGAUAAUAAAUGUCAUAAAAGAGCGAAAAGACAAAAUGGUGCACUUUAAUGCUUUCUACGAUAAUCUCAUACAGAGAUUUGCGUUCGAUAUUAACCAGAGAAUCAACCUAUUCGUUUGUUAUGGAAUCAUUAAGGUACCUUUUUUCAUGGUGAAGGAGAACGACACGUUCAAUUUUGACGAGAAAUUCUUUACUAAUAAGUUCUUUUUGGAGAAUGGCCAUGUUCCCUUCUACCUCAGAAGCAGCAAACUUGUUCUUGAGUGCGGUUUGUACAGCAGUCUAAUAAGGACAAUAAAGGCAUCGGCAGAGAACCAGGGAAAGAGGUUGAACUUACACCACGAUUUCUAUGACAUGAUGCACGAUAUACCCUUUAUCGAUAAAACGAUGAAAAGCGACGCGAAACACACGGAUGACCGGGUUAAUCCAGGAAGUGGAGAUGGCAAUAGACCAGAAAAUGACGGUUCGCACUAUAACUAUGAGAUGCUUUCGGUAAAUCUACCCUACGAAUAUAUCAUGAGACAGCACAGCUAUAAAUACAAAAUGUUAAACGAUUUAUGUCUGAAAUACCUCAGCGAUGAGUGGACAAAUAUGAAAAACUACAUAUUUUUGAUGGACAGUGCCUUUUUUACCGAUGUGCUGAGUGAGAUCAACGAGAACAUACUGGACAAAUCAAAGAAGAACGUUUUAAAGAUUAACAGAAUAAUCAGUAACCAUAGCAUUUCAUUCUACAUUUCAAAAAAUAGUAUUAUUACGAUAAUCAGCAAAAUCUUGAAUCUAGAAUUGAACUACGAUUUCGACGAAGAGUUAUGCAUACUGGAUGGUCUUUCGAUCGAGUACAAGCCAAAUAACAUUUUCCGAUUAUUUUUUUCGAAAAAGAACAUCGAUGAACUCGAGCUCAUUUUCAGGAUGCUGUUCACGCUAUUUGUUAUUAAUUUCAGCAUCGUAAGGGAAGACCGCAAUAUUUUCAGCAACCUGAUUCUAGCUUUAAAUAACUUUCUAGUGUCCUCAUUUUACACUAACAAUAUCCUGAGAGAAAUUUUGAACACAAAGGUCUAUGAUUUAAACUCGUAUAUUGGCAAAGUUAAUGAAAUUAUAAAAAUUUCGCUCCGUGAUCUUUAUAUCACGUCUUAUAAUGUGUUCAAAAUACUCGGUGCAUAUUUCGUUUUGUGCUUUAAAUACAUCAAAUACAAGAAGGAGGACCGUGAAGAGUUGAAAAAAAUCAUUCUUGACUUGAAUACUGCGAUAGAUAACGAAAAUUACAACAUAUUUCUCGCAAAUUUACUGUACAGGAUGAAGAAACACAUUACAAACGAAUAAAUGAUCUGUGUGCCUAUUGAGCAAGCAUAUUUGAAUAAAUUCAUC
Messenger RNA from Vavraia culicis subsp. floridensis, 1868 nucleotides. RefSeq lists its product as uncharacterized. The transcript has a single exon. Bases 48 to 1823 code for a protein of 591 amino acids. The record is from RefSeq and is a predicted model, not a curated record. NCBI's taxonomy places the organism in Eukaryota, Fungi, Microsporidia, Pleistophoridae.